Penicillium malachiteum is the source of this 1842-nucleotide messenger RNA. RefSeq lists its product as uncharacterized. The record is from RefSeq and is a predicted model, not a curated record. The transcript has 2 exons. Bases 1 to 1842 code for a protein of 613 amino acids. NCBI's taxonomy places the organism in Eukaryota, Fungi, Ascomycota, Eurotiomycetes, Eurotiales, Aspergillaceae.
AUGCGCGGGACUUCCAUUCUUUCUCUGCUUUCUGCGGCAAUGGCUGCCUCUCCUGGUCUGACGACUUCUAACCUGAAAACUCAUGUCGAUGUGCUGGCACUCGACAGUGCCUUCAACCCCGUCAAAGAAGCCUACUGGACUGGCUAUCCACACCACCGUCGCACUCCUUUCGCGGUGUCUCCCGAUGGAACUUCUGCCUACAUUGCGUAUCUGGAUUCUAGCGAGACUGAUGUUCAUAUUCAGAAGUUGGACCCUACGACUUUUGAGGCUACGGGCACUACGGUUACCGUCUCUGGUGGAAAAGAAGCCGGAGGUCUCGUCGCUCACAACGAUGGUUUUGCUGUUCUGGUCAACGAAGCCAUGCCUUCGGGUACCACCAAUGCGCCACCCAGUGAUACCCCCGUUGCUGUCUUGUACCGCUAUACCGAUGGAGAUCAGACUUGGAAGACCUGGCUGGGUGGACCUGGAGUUCAUGCAUCUGAUGGUCUCUCUGCUUCCCCGGACAUGAAUGGUGACCUCGUCUACUCUGAAAGCGAAGAGCUCUACGGUGCAUACUUCGUUGUCACUGAUUACACUGGGGACGCCUCUGGUCACUAUGGUGACAGCAUCCAAUACGUUACCAAGGCUGGAGAGUUGGACACAAUCACCGGUGCAUCAAGCUCCUGGGGUUGCAGCCACAACACCGGUAUUGCGUUCGAGGAUGCCGACCAGGCUCCCUUCGCCAGUAUCUGCGCUGAGGACCAGGGCGCUAUCUGGCUAAACACCGAGGGGCAAGGCAUGAUGAAUGAUGGAGUCAAGAUCUCCAACGAGAACACCACUAACGGUGGCUCUGGUGAGCCUAUGGGUGGCAUGUCGGGUAGUUACAGCGCGCUGGCUCGCUUUGCCGACACUACUAAGUACAUCUUCGCCUGGGUUUCUCGCGGUGCCAUCGAUGUGACUGAAAAUACCUGGAUGGGAGAUGGUUACACUCAUGUCAAUAAUCGCACCAAUGGCCGCAACGUUGCUAUCUCCCUAUUCACGGACAAGUACACCAAGGUCGGCGACCAGGCCACCUCGGUGGUUGGCACUGAGGAUGGAGACAGCCAGGUCAACUGGGUUACCCAAGGAUCGAAUGACUGCUCCAAUGCCCACGCGGCAACCUUUGGCAACAGCUCGGCCCUGAUCACCUGGGAAGAAAUCGCGAACCCUAUUUGCGACUACAUUGCGAUGGGUUGUCGGGGACAGUUUGCGGGCACUUUCUUCCAAGAGGUGGGUUCGGAUGGUAGCAAGGUUGGUGAUGCUUUCACGAGCACCGAUGUCUAUAUUGCAGGUGACAUGAUCACUAUGUCUGAUGGCCGUAUUUGCUGGCCGUAUGUCAGCAUGGAGUGGGAUCUGUCGCAGGCGGUUGGGUAUGAUAGUACUUCUACCACUACGAAGAAGAUGUCCUUCGCUUGUAUGAGCACUGAAGAGACUACCAACGCCACCACUUCUGCCGAGACCACGACCACUGCCGCCGCUGUGGAAACUUCUUCCGCUGUCAGCAGUGCUGCUAUUGAAACUACUUCUGCUGCUACUUUCGCCGAGACUACUGCUGCUAUCUCUGAGACCACUACUGCUUCAGAGACAACUGUCGCCGCCGUUACGACUAUCACUUCCACUAAGACUACUACUUCUGCUGUCGCUGCGCAGGCAGUGCAGGCAGUGACUACCUUCACCACCCAGUCUCGUCAGUCCUCGAAGUCCAGCACCACCGUGACUUCCUCUACCAGUGUUGAAUUUGCCCAGGCAAUCUCAACCGGCAGUGCCCAGGAUACUCUGGACUUUGUCCGAGCCGUGUUCAAAUACCUGGUCGGAAACAACUAA